Etheostoma cragini (Arkansas darter) is the source of this 1495-nucleotide messenger RNA. RefSeq names its product ALG3 alpha-1,3- mannosyltransferase (gene alg3). The record is from RefSeq and is a predicted model, not a curated record. The transcript is spliced from 10 exons. Gene Ontology annotation, cellular component: endoplasmic reticulum. Lineage: Eukaryota; Metazoa; Chordata; Actinopteri; Perciformes; Percidae. Gene Ontology annotation, molecular function: dol-P-Man:Man(5)GlcNAc(2)-PP-Dol alpha-1,3-mannosyltransferase activity. The coding region runs from base 83 to 1402 and encodes 439 amino acids.
UAGUGAUGAAAACAUUGCGUGAUGACGUACAACGGCGCAUGUCAUCGUCGGCCUUUUUCCACUCUGUCUCUACGCCGCCGAGAUGGCAGGAGGUGUGCGGAAAAAGUCUGCUGUUUCCCCGUCCCCGCUAUGGGGGAAACUUCACGCACUGUGGCAGGACAAACAUUUGGUCCUGUUCAAGACGGAAUACACGUUACUGGUCGUUUCAGUUUUAUGGUUCCUGGAGGUCGGGAUAAAUGUGUGGGUCAUACAGAAAGUAGCAUACACUGAGAUAGACUGGAAAGCUUACAUGGAUGAAGUAGAGGGAGUCAUCAAUGGUACCUACGACUACACCCAGCUUAAAGGAGACACCGGCCCCUUGGUGUACCCGGCUGGCUUUGUCUACAUCUUCACAGCUCUCUACUACAUCACCAGCCGUGGGGUGAACAUCCGUCUGGCCCAGUACCUUUUUGCUGCUUUCUACCUCAUCACGCUGCUGCUCGUCUUCCGGAUUUACAACCGAACCAAGAAGGUUCCUCCCUAUGUGUUCUUCUUUGUGUGCUGUGCUUCUUAUCGGAUCCACUCCAUCUUUGUGUUGCGGCUCUUUAAUGAUCCAGUGGCCAUGAUGCUGCUGUUUGCAGCUGUCAACCUCUUCAUGGAUGGACACUGGACCCUGGGCUGUGGCCUUUACAGUUUAGCAGUGUCUGUGAAAAUGAAUGUGCUCCUCUUUGCUCCGGGACUACUUUUCCUCCUCCUGUCUGAGUUUGGUCUAAUCCGGACAAUCCCCAAACUUUCUCUGUGUGCGGGCUUACAGCUUUUGCUGGGUCUGCCUUUCCUCCUGGAGAAUCCCAUGGGUUAUAUAAGCCGGGCGUUUGAUCUCGGCCGUCAGUUUAUGUUUAAAUGGACGGUCAACUGGCGCUUCCUGCCGGAAUGGUUCUUCUUGAAUCGGUACUUCCACUUCCUCCUGCUGGCCGCCCACCUGCUCACCGUGCUGCUCUUUGCUCUCCGCCGUUGGAAGAGGCCAGGAGAAAGUAUCUUCGAACUCCUCAAGGAGCCGAGCAAGAGGAAAACUCCUAGUCAGAAAAACACUGCUGAUCAGAUGGUGCUGAUUCUCUUCACCUCUAACUUCAUUGGCAUGUGCUUCAGUCGUUCGUUGCACUACCAGUUCUACGUCUGGUACUUCCACACGCUGCCUUACCUGCUCUGGAGUGGAGGAGUCAAGAAGCUGGCCCACCUGCUCAGGGUCCUGAUCCUGGGUCUGAUCGAGCUUUCAUGGAACACUUACCCCUCUACUAACAGCAGCUCAGCUGCCCUCCACGUCUGUCACCUCAUCAUCCUCCUGUGUCUGUGGCUGGCUCCGCCGCUGCCUCCAGCCCCAGCAGAACCACGAGAACACACACCCGUCAAAGACAAAAGCCAGUGACCCACAGCAUGAUUGGACCAGAACGUUGUAUUCAAGUCUAAUCAGCUGCCAAACAGCCUCCACCCCCCCCCCCCCUUUGAUCCUCAUAACACA